Messenger RNA from Microsporum canis CBS 113480, 1413 nucleotides. RefSeq names its product L-fucose permease Glucose/galactose transporter. NCBI's taxonomy places the organism in Eukaryota, Fungi, Ascomycota, Eurotiomycetes, Onygenales, Arthrodermataceae. The record is from RefSeq and is a predicted model, not a curated record. The coding region runs from base 1 to 1413 and encodes 470 amino acids. The transcript is spliced from 7 exons. Gene Ontology annotation, molecular function: transmembrane transporter activity. Gene Ontology annotation, biological process: transmembrane transport.
AUGAGUGUCAUAAGCUUUCUUCGAAGCCGACAUAUACGAGCGAGGAAUGAUCAAGUCACAAAUGCCGCCCAGUUAACCUUACGGCAGAGUCUAUGGCCGCUGACGAUUGUGACUAUUUUAUUCUUCCUAUGGGGUUUUGCAUAUGGCUUGCUCGACACUCUCAAUAAACACUUUCAGAACACGUUGGGCAUCACACGCACUCGAUCCUCUGGACUGCAAGCUGCAUAUUUUGGGGCAUAUCCUCUUGCUUCUCUUGGCUAUGCUAACUGGAUGCUGCGGAAAUGGGGUUACAAAUCUGUUUUUAUCAUGGGGUUAUGUCUCUAUGGGAUUGGAGCUCUCUGUAUGUGGCCAGCUGGGUUACAUCAGUCCUUUGGCGGAUUCUGUGGUGCAACCUUCGUUAUUGGCUCUGGACUGGGCUCGCUAGAGACUGCUGCCAAUCCGUAUCUCUCAGUCUGCGGUCCUCCUAAAUAUGCGGAAAUCCGAAUCAACUUUGCCCAGGCAUUCAAUGCCAUAGGCACGGUUGUAGGGCCCGUACUUGGCUCAUACGUAUUCUUCACUACGACAGCAGACAACGUCAGUGCACUACAAAGAGUUCAAUGGGUAUACCUUGCUAUUGGCAUAUUCGUCUUUUGUCUUGCAGGGGUAUUUUAUAUAUCCGACAUACCCGAGGUUACAGACGCGGAUAUGGAGCUUCAGGUAGCCAUUACGCACAUUGAGGACAAAAAUGAUUCAUUCUGGAAGCGGUAUCAGUUGUUUCAUGCUGCGUUUGCACAGUUUUUAUACGUUGGUUCACAGGUGGCAAUUGCAUCAUAUUUCAUAAAUUACAGCGUAGAAACAAGACCAAAUACUUCUAGUGCUCUAGGAGCAAAGUUCUUGGCCGGUGCUCAGGGAGCGUUUACGGUUGGUCGAUUUUCAGGAGCUUUGCUCAUGAAGUUUAUUAGGGCUAGAUGGAUAUUCCUUGUCUACCUAGCUGGAGUUGUUGUCUUUCUAGCCGCAUCUACUACGCAAAGGGAUAAUACAGGCAUUGUCUGCUUUCCGACAAUAGUUGCGCUUGGAAUUCGUGGCCUAGGCAAACAUUACAAACGUGGAUCUGGAUUUAUUGUUGCUGGUGUUUCUGGCGGAGCUGCGGUUCCACCACUUCUCGGUUAUGUUGCCGAUUUGCAUAAUUCUACUGGAUUUGCAAUGAUUGUACCAACAAUUCUCAUGGCAGUAGCUUGGACAUAUGCCGUAUGUGUAAAUUUCGUUCCCUCUUACCGUGAUCCAGCAGACAAAAUAGGUGAUAGCACGGUUGGUAUUGUAGAUGGUAGGGAAGAUGAGGAACACAGGGGUGGCGAGCUGCAAAACGAAACGGCGGAUCUAAAGAAGGGUGUCGAGUUCACUGUUCCAACAGCGGAAGAAAAAGAUAGCAGAUAG